Messenger RNA from Lagenorhynchus albirostris (white-beaked dolphin), 1113 nucleotides. Its product is annotated as myeloid cell surface antigen CD33-like. The coding region runs from base 19 to 1113 and encodes 364 amino acids. Lineage: Eukaryota; Metazoa; Chordata; Mammalia; Artiodactyla; Delphinidae. The record is from RefSeq and is a predicted model, not a curated record. Gene Ontology annotation, biological process: cell adhesion. Gene Ontology annotation, molecular function: sialic acid binding. The transcript has 7 exons. Gene Ontology annotation, cellular component: plasma membrane.
AAGCCCUCCGUCUCAGAGAUGCUGCCGCUGCUGCUGUCCCUGCUGUGGGCAGGUGGGUCCCUGGCUCAGGACAGAGAAUACCGGCUGGAAGUGCAGGAGUCCGUGACGGUGCAGGAGGGCCUGUGUGUCCGCGUGCCCUGCUCCUUCUCCUUUUCAUGGGACAACAAGGACAACUCUGUCCCAGCUUUCAGCUACUGGUUCAAGGAAGGGGCCGAUGUGAAGCUGGAUGCCCCUGUGGCCACAAACAACUCAGAACGUAAAGUUCAGGAAGAGACCCAAGGCCGAUUCAACCUCCUAGGGGACCGUGGAAACAACUGCUCCCUGGACAUCAGAGACGCCAGGAGGAGGGAUCAAGGUUCAUAUUUUUUUCGUGUGGAAAGAGGAACGACAUUAUGGAGUUAUAAGCCUAACAAGAUCUCCUUGCAUGUGACGGCCCUGAACCACACACCCCACAUCCUCAUUCCUGGGACACUGGAGGCGGGCCGCCCCGGGAACCUGACCUGCUCUGUGCCCUGGGCCUGUGAGCAGGGCGCGCCCCCCAUCUUCUCCUGGACGUCAGCCGCCCUCACCUCCCUGGGCCCCAGGACCCACCUGUCCUCAGUGCUCACCAUCACCCCACAGCCCCAGGACAAUGGCACCAAUGUCACCUGUCAGGUGAAGUUCCCCGCAAGCGGUGUGAUCGUGGAGAGGACCAUCCAGCUCAGCGUCACCUGUGCUCCACAGAGCCCAGCAACAGGUGUGUGCUCAGGGGAGGGCGCAGGAAACUCGGGGACCAGAGCAGGAGUGAUUGAGGGGGCCCUUGGGGGAGCUGGUGUCACCACGCUGCUUGUUCUCUGCCUGUGCCUCAUCUUCUUCACAGUGAAGACCUACAGGAAGAGAGCAGCCAGGACUGCAGUGGGUAUGGAGGACAUCCACCCUGUCAUAGGACCAACUUCCCUGGAUCACCGGCGAGAGUCCAAGUUAGAGGAUCCUCCUGACCCCACAAGCUCGGCAGGGGCCACCCCCACCUUGGGGACGGAGGAAGAGCUGCAUUACGCCUCCCUCAGCUUCCAUGGGAUGCGUCAUCCUCAGGAGAGCGCCCACUCAGAAUACACGGAGAUCAGGACCAAGUGA